Molecule: messenger RNA, 3907 nt
Organism: Centropristis striata (black sea bass)
Lineage: Eukaryota; Metazoa; Chordata; Actinopteri; Perciformes; Serranidae
Gene: nrde2
Product: NRDE-2, necessary for RNA interference, domain containing
Exons: 20
Coding region: 71-3679 (1202 amino acids)
Biological process (GO): negative regulation of RNA catabolic process; RNA processing; regulatory ncRNA-mediated post-transcriptional gene silencing
Cellular component (GO): catalytic step 2 spliceosome
Molecular function (GO): protein binding
Source: RefSeq, a predicted model, not a curated record
CAAUAUCUGCUGCUUAAAAUAAUAUAGUAAACCGGUAGUUACGUGACGUCAUGUUCCUGCGACUGUUUACAUGCGACAGUCCAUCAUGGCUCUGUUUCCAGCUUUUGCAGAAGUAGAGAGUAACAAAGUUGAAGAUUCGUCCCAAGGACUAGACUGGCUGAAAAAUAAGAGUUUUCAGCCUUCAGAUGCCCUCUCUCUUCACAGUCGAUUUUUGGGGAAGACCAGUGAGAGGCCGAACGAGAAGGAAUCAAGUGUAGGCAGAGAGGUGAGCUCUGCAGAGGAGGAGGAAGAGGGUAAUGUGCCACCCAAAAAGAAGAAAAAGAAGAGUGAAAAGAAGAGGAAAAAGAAGAAAAAACAUAAAAAGAAGAGCGGGAGAUAUUCGGACAGCAGUGGGUCCGACUCUGGAAUCAUUUUUCCCAGUGACCUUAAAAAAGAGCAGGAGGCAAAGAGUCCCCAGGCUGCUCCAUUAGCAAGUUGUUUCUCCUGGUUGGACGAUCUCCAGUCGCCCACAGAGCAGCCGUUCUGUGUGGACCGUAAAGCAGACCCAGCCAACUGGACGUACAAGUCCCUGUACAGAGGAGACGUAGCCAGGUAUAGGAGGAAAGGCAGCUCGUCUCUGGGACUGGACCGCUGCAGACAGGCAGUCAGCUGGGAGGAGUCAGAGUCAAAUAAGAAACAGAAAGGUGGAGACAAAAAGAAAGCAGCAGACAGAUACUUCUCUUCAGCCAGUCGCCAGCUGCUAAAGUCCGAGCCCCCUGUUUCUACAUUACCUACAAUUCCUGAUGGUGGUGUUGCUGUCAGCUCCACCUCCUUCCUCCUGCUGGGUGACAAUGAGGAGAACAAAGAAGGAGAAACAGGUGACAGAGUGAAGACUUCAUCAGUAAAUCCUCUCGGUGUGUACGACGCCUCCACCGCCCUGUGGCUGCAGGGGAAGGGACAGCCGGAGCAGACAGAGAAGCAGAAGCAGGACGGACAAACGGGGCCGCUUCUGUGUGGAAGGACUGAAGAGUUUAACAGGCGGCUCAGAGAGCAACCAGCAGACACACAGCUGUGGAUACAGUUCAUACGAUACCAGGAUGAGCUGUGUACAACAGCAUUUGGAGGCGAGGAGGAGCCACAAGGCAGCGAUUUGGCCGAGCGCCGUAAGUCGUCGUACAGAGCCGUCCUGGAGAAAAAGCUGAGCAUCGCAGAGCGUGCAGUGGCUGCCAACCACGGCUGCAUAGCUCUGCAGCUGGAGAGGCUCCGUAUUUGCCAGGAGCUCUGGGAGCCCUCACUUCUGGCUAAAGAAUGGAAGAAACUGGUGUUCCUCCACCCAAACAGUGCCCCCUUGUGGAGGGAGUAUCUGCUCUUCACCCAGAGCUAUUUCAGCAACUUCACCGUGUCUAGGGUCAACUCUGCGUACGGGAAGUGUCUGAGCACGCUCAGCGCGGUGCGAGAUGGCAGCAUGGUCUCUCACCCUGCCCUGCCAGGACUUGAGGAGGAUAUGUUGGAUAUCUUCACCCAGCAGUGCCAUUUCCUGCGUCAGGCUGGUCACUCAGAGAAGGCAAUCUCUCUGUUUCAGGCCAUGAUUGACUUCACUUUCUACAAACCUGACAGUGUACUAAAACUGUCAACGAAGCAGCAGAUUGAGUUCUUCGAGCCGUUCUGGGACAGUGGGGAGGAGCGGGUCGGAGAGUUGGGGGCCAGAGGUUGGAAAGCCUGGAUGCUCCAACAAGAGCGAGGAGGGUGGCUGCAGCCCAGUGCAGAGGAAGAAGAAGAGGAGGAAGAGGAGGAUGAGGAGGUGAAGGAUCGGAGUCAGCCCAGAUGGACCGUCUGGUUGGAUGUAGAGCCGUCUCGUGAAUUAGCUCACUGGCUGCCGUGGAGGCCUGACAAAGCCAAGGGCCAAUCAGAAGAGGACUGUGAGGACCCGGACAGACAGGUGUUGUUUGAUGACAUCGGCUCGUCCCUAAUUUGUCUGUCAUCGCCAGAGCUUCAUCUCCGUUUCCUUCUCCGCUUCUUGUCCUUCCUGGGACUGCCCGUGGACUCUGUGCUCUCUGCUGCCCCCUGUCAGCCCGGCCUGCUGCUGGAGAGCCUUUCUCUGCUUACGCAGGGUAAUGAAAUCAGGCGACCUCUGACCUCCUACGACCUGCCUGACCCCGGGAUUAACCCUGUAGGUCACAUGACCACUCUUCAGGGAACACGGAAGUGGGUGGGGCUUGGGAAGCAUGGCGAGAGGUUUGUCACCAAUGUGUUGAAUAUGGUCCAACCUGUCCUCCCGGCCCAUCACCGCGCCGCCCUGUCACUCAGCCUGAUGCAGUAUGAGAAACUAAAGGUGUUGCGCUGCUUGCGUGGCGGCCACAAAAAGCGCCUCCGCUCUCAGGGAAAGAGCAGCAAGCGAGUUGCCAAGCAGCUGCUCAAAGAACCUGACAACCGAUCGUCGUUGGUGCUGUGGCGGGAGUACGCCCACCUGGAGUGGACGCUGGGUAACCUUGACGAGGCUCGGAAAGUCUUCUCCACGGCCACAGCGAUAGGGGGAACCAAAGGGCUGAAGUGCCCCACCCUCUGUGAGCUGUGUCUGCUGUGGGCCCAGCUAGAAGUGGAGGAUGGGCCAAGUGUGCGAGCGGGAGGACCAACGGAUGUCACUGCGUCCCCGGCCAUUUGUGUGCUAACCAGGCUCGCAGAAGGAACCUCCUCAUCCUCCCAGCCCCUCUCUCCGGUUUCCAUCCUGAAAGCGAGGAAGUCGUAUGAACAGGCUCUGUCUGCAGGCUUGUCAUCCCUGGACCAGAACCCUCAGGUCAACAGAAAAGCAGGUCAAGAGGACUUACAAGGGGAAAGGUUUAAGCUGAAAGGCCUGACAGGCUGCUACGCUCUGUUCCAGUACCUCACCAUGGGCAUCCAAGCAGCUAACGCCGUCUACAGCCAGGCUAGAGAGAAGAUGGAGGAACACAAGCUGACCCUUGACAAGCAGCUUAACAGUAACGAGGAAGCCAAGCUUGCUCGCGCUGAUGCCAGUCAGUCCCCGGCUGAGUCCAGCUAUCCCAGCAUGCACUGUGUCAGCAGGUUAGCAACUGAGUGUGAGGCCUUAGCAGUGCAGCAGACGGCGUUGCUUCGGUACCACAACAGCAUCAGUGUGUUUCCACUGGCCACACUGAGACAGACGCUGACCUCUGCCCUCUCCACCUGGCCUAGCAGCGCCCCCCUCUGGAGCAUAUAUGUACAGGUGGAGAACCGUUACCACAGUGCUGGUCGGGCACGUCGCUUUUUCCACUCCGUCACCAGGGACAGCAGCAGUGUGGUGCCACGCCUCUUUGCCAUUGUUGCUGAACAACAAAGGAAGCAGCUGGUGGACGCUGCUCAGAGGUCUUGUUGCCAUGAUGCAGCCUUGCCCAUCCUGCCAGAGAACGGCCUCAGCCACCGGAUCCGUGGACUGUUUGAAAGCGCCAUAGCAUCAGAGAUGGGUUCUCACUGUCCUUUACUUUGGAGGAUGUACAUGCACUUCCUGGUGUCUGAGGGGAAGGUGGAUAAAGCCACUGGUAUUUUCUACAAGGCCUUACAGAAUAUUCCCUGGGCUAAGGGUUUGUACAUGGACGCAGUGCAGCUGUUCCCCGAGCAUCUGCAGGAGUUUGUGGAUCUGAUGACAGAGAAAGAACUCCGAGUCAGACUGCCUUUAGAAGAACUGGAUAUACUGCUGGAGGACUGAACACACACAUCUCAUUCAAGAACUGAGUUUGCUUUACUGGCAAUAUGCCAGUGUCAACACACAAACUUUCACACACAUAGCUGCCGUAUUAAACAGUGGAGUUGCAGUGAUCUUAUGGGCGAGGAGCCAUCCUUUGUACAUAUUGUCCAAUGCUUUAUUUUCACAACAAAGAAUCACUAGGACUGUGUUUUACUACGAGACACUGUUAAUAAAUAUAUGAUUCUCAUU